AUGCAACCUCAUACACCUCAUGCACUCAUACACCCUCAUGCAACCUCAUACACCCUCAUGCAACCUCAUACACCCUCAUGCACCUCACACCUCAUGCAACCUCAUCAUGCAACCUUCAUACAACCCUCAUGCAACCUCAUACACCCUCAUGCAACCCUCAUGCAAACCUCAUGCUCAUACACCCUCAUGCAAACCUCAUACACCCUCAUGCAACCUCAUACACCCUCAUGCAACCCUCUCACCCUCAUGCAACCUCAUACACCCUCAUUCACCGUCAAACACCCUUAUACACCUCAUACACCUCAUAAAACCUCAUACACCCUCAUUCACCCUCACACACCCUCAUACCCCUCAUACACCCUCAUCACACCUCACACAACCCUCAUACACCCUCAUACACCCUUAUACAGCCUCAUACACCCUCAUACAACCUUAUUCACCCUCAAACACCCUCAUUCACCCUCAUACAACCUAAAACACCCUCAUACAACCUUAUGCACCCUCAUACAACCACAUACACCCUCAUACACCUUCAUACACCUCAUACACCCUCAUGCAACCUCAUACACCCUCACACACCCUCAUACCUCAUACAACCUCGCUACAAAUACAAACACCCUCAUACAACCUCAUACACCCUCAUACCUCAUACAACCUCGCUACAAAUACAAACACCCUCAUACAACCUCAUACACCCCUCAUACCUCAUACAACCUCGCUACAAAUACAAACACACAGACGUUCCCCCAACACCCACCCCUUGACAAAAUCUUUGACAGCCUUCUGAACAAGCUCUCUUACAAACGAGACUCAGACCAUUGUCUAGCAAAGUCGAACUGA
Molecule: messenger RNA, 840 nt
Organism: Penaeus vannamei (Pacific white shrimp)
Lineage: Eukaryota; Metazoa; Arthropoda; Malacostraca; Decapoda; Penaeidae
Source: RefSeq, a predicted model, not a curated record